AGUUUAACCUUUGAAAAAGGGAGCACUGCAGUUGUGAUAUAAAGCACACACAAAAAAAUCUAACACAUCGCUGGAGGAAUUCAAAGAUUCCGGCAACAUCUAUGAGGGGUAUGCAAUGCAUCAGUCUGAAGAAAGUAUGAAUUGCGAUGAAGAGCAAGUGCCAAAGUCAGAGCCAGGGCCAGGGGUAUUUGAAUGCAGCUUAUGUGGACUCAGAGCACCGUGUAACUACUAUGGACAAAAACCUCCAAAUGCACGUUCUAUUGUACUACUCGAGAAAUGCUACACCAUGAAUGAUCCAUUCAUUUCUCAAAAGGACAGGUUUCUUACAAUUGGAUCUCAUUGUAGUCUGUGCAACAAAAUUGUAUGUGUUGGGCAAGCAACAUUUUAUAGGUCAAUUUGGAUGGAAUAUCUUCUUGCAGAACUCUAUAUUUAGCGUUUGCACAACUCUCCCUUUAGACCUGGUCCAGCAGGCAAACCACAAUUUCAGAAGGAAACUGGAACUAUUGUGAAAAUUAUGCUUAAUUGUGAACAAUUUGAUAAGUGCAACAAGGCAAUGUAAUGGAAAAAGUAGAAGAAAGAGACCCACUGCUUUUAUAUAUGGUUGGUUACACAGAAGCAGUUUAUGAUGAUAUACCAUGAGAUAAAACUGCAAGGAAAUCCUAAAUGGGAGAAAAGACUAACUAUAAAUUCAAAAAGAAUAACAUUAAAUAAUUUCAAGGCAAUGUAUGUUGGUGUGGCAAAGGAUGCCAGAGCAGUCAAAUGUGAAUUUGUGCACAUUAUACCUUGCUGCUCAUGACUUAUCCAUCCCAGCUGAAUAUCAACACUAAAUGUGAGAAUUGUUCACCUCUGACCUUGUUGUGUACCGAGAAACAGGAAGGGAAAUAAAGGACUUAAAGGGUAAGAUUAAAUUUCACCUCAAAAAAACAAUUUUCAUUCAUGAGUAAAUGGUUUGACAAGUUUGCUUCUAAUUUUAUGUGUUCAGGAUAGGGCAUGUUUGGUUUACACAAAACAAAGCUUCAAAGUUUCAAUAAAUUGACACCAUUAGGUGGCAGCAAAGUCUCAACACAGUUUUGCUUUUAACAUUUCUCUCCAAAUGCACAGCACGUCAGGACAUGGGUUGGGACUGUGCUGGAUCAGACCUGCUGUUCAGAUCGGUUUUAUGUGCUCCUCAUGCUAGUACAGCCUAGUAGAGAUGUGUACAUAGAAUUUUGCUGGGUGUCUAGAUUGAGGAGGAAUCCGGUAAGAUGCAGCGAGUCUUUCGAAGAUUUCGAAGUACUUAAGCAUAAAAUCUUGCCUGGAAAACAUUGUCAAAUUGCCACAAGAGAACAGAGAGGAUAGUUUUUUAUCUUGUGUCUAGUUUUCGGGUGUCAUCAGUCUGAAGAAGGGUUUCGGCCCGAAACUUUGCCUAUUUCCUUGGCUCCAUAGAUACUGCCUCACCCGCUGAGUUUCUCCAGCAUUUUUGUCUUACCUUCGAUUUUCCAGCAUCUGCAGUUCCUUCUUAAAAACCUACAAACCUGUAUGUCUUUGGAGUGGGCGAGAAAACCGGAGCACCCGGAGAAAACCCACGUAGUCACAGGCAGAACUUGAAAACUCCGUACAGGCAAAUUUGCUGUGGAGAUGAAGUAAAAUGUGGGAAGAGCACUGAGACAAGGCUCCUAUACCAAUACAACCCCACCAGUCUCCCAUCACUAGAGCGAGCAGAUCAGAUCAUGUCCUUUGGAUCUCUGGAUUGCAAUAUGUGACCCUGCAGUCUUUAUCGGUGUUGCCUACGUGUAAAAGACAGCACAUGGAAAUCAACACGGGGGUUCAGUGGUUGCUGACGUGUGAGAUAUUUCUUGUUUAAUUGUGAAUGAACUGUCAAGGACAGUCACGACCUUUCGAUCCAGUAUCUGUCCCUGGGACAUGACGUACGGGGCUGAGGCUGCAACAGGGUGAAUCCCAACUGGGAUUCAACCGGAAAUCGGUACAAACAUUUCAAAACACGCACUGCACAAUCUUUCCCGGUGCAGUUUAUGUUUAAUGUACAGGUGGAAAUGGGUUCAGUUUCUGUAGUGACAAUCUGUCUCUGUAAACACGAGCACGUCAAAACGAAGGAAACUUUUUUUCUGCAAAAAAAAGGGCAGAAGCGAGAAAUCAAUUCAUUACGUCAAAAGAAAGAAAAGUUACAAUUAUGUCAUUCCAGGAUGACACAGUUUUGACCCUGAAAAAGAUUGAAGUUAUAUUCUCAGUUGUCACUGACCUAGAAACCAAUGUUUCUCAACUGGUAAUGGACCAUGGUGAGUAACAGACCACAAACACGUCAUUCAAUGGGCAAUCAAAUGUUUACACAGAUAUUGAUAAAGGGUAACUUAUAGAAUGUGACUUUAGAACCUAUCAAACCAUAUCAAAUAUCAAAAGAAGCAGAUGGCUUCUAUUCUAGUGUUUAUAGCUUGGGUGUUGGUUUAAUAUCUCAGCCAAAAGAAGGUGUCGCUUAGUUUAGUUUAGAGAUGCAGCGCAGAAACAGGCCCUUCGGCCCACCAAAUUCCGCAGCCGAUCAGGGCAUUUUUUAGAGCGGAGUUUGAUAGGUUCUUGCUUAGUAAAGGCGUCAAUUGUUACGGGGAGAAGGCAAGAGAAUAAGAUUGAGAGGUAGAAAAAGAUCAGGCAAGGAGACUCAAUGUGCCAAAUGGUAUAAUUCUAAUCCCAUGUCUUAUGAUUUUAUUAGAAAAUGGGUGGAAUACAAUAGUCAAAAAGGUUUAUUUUUAGUGAAAUCACAUGGGUUACUGCAUACAGCGUUGUUCUCCUUUUCCAAGAAUAUAUGUUCCCUGGAGUCCCAGUGGGAUAAGAAUUCACUCGAUAGAUUCUAGGUAUGAAGGCGUUACAUUACAAAGUUGAGCUUGCACUCAUUGAAGUCUGAGAGAAUGAGAGACAAUCUCAUUGAUCCACAAGCUUCUGAUGGGCUUUAAAAAGUAGAAGGCGUGAAGAUAGUUCCCUGAUGGGGGGAAAUCAAGUACAAGAAAGACAAUAUUGGUAUUUAGGAAUAUAUAUUUCAGACUCGGUUGCAAAAUAAUUUCUUCCCUCAAAGUGUGGAUCUUUGGGAUUCUUCAUCCAACAGUAAAAAUGUCACUAGGUAACAAGCCAUUAAACAUAUUCAUGGAGAAUUACACCAAUGCUCUGCAAGUUAAAGAGAGCAAAGACUGUAAACUAA
This is a messenger RNA of Leucoraja erinaceus (little skate), 3184 nucleotides long. RefSeq names its product cysteine rich DPF motif domain containing 1 (gene cdpf1). Lineage: Eukaryota; Metazoa; Chordata; Chondrichthyes; Rajiformes; Rajidae. The transcript has 4 exons. The record is from RefSeq and is a predicted model, not a curated record. The coding region runs from base 116 to 433 and encodes 105 amino acids.